AUGGUGUGUGAAUACAAUGGUAAUCUCACUGUGGCCGUUAGGUCGAUAAUUGUAAAGGCCUGGAAAGAGAGAUGGACAGAAGAACAAUGGAGUAGGGCCAUGCAGUCCUACAUGAUCUAUGUGGAAUCUUCUAAAACCUUCAACGUUUUGUUGGAGCAGGUCAUGAUAAGCUCCUCACCAAAUGUUCAUAUCUUACAAUAUUUGAAGCAUGCACUCUUUAGCAAGAUGGCCACAUUUGCUUCUGCGAUGAAGAGUGUUGUGGGUUAUGAGGAUGUCAGUCAAACAUUCUGCAUCUCAACUCUCUUGAAAUUCGUCGAGGAAUUAUUUCCUCAUAUUCUUAGCAGCUCACAUCCGGUUGACCUCCAGCAAAUACCUGACUCCUGGGUUCAACUGCUCACCUGGCUCUACACCAUCAUAUCGAGGACGCUGAUUAAGUUAUCAACCGAUUCUAAGUAUUCUCUCGAGAUGGCUGCCAGGGUCCUGAAGAUGUCGUCUGCACUCCUUGAUAAGAUUCACAGCAACGAAAUCUCUAGGGCCUAUGUGGCUCUAUCACUCGCUCCUUCUGAUAAUUCGCCAUCCAAUCGUAGUCAGAAACUUGAGGCAUCAACCAAUGAAAUUUCUCGAUUACUCAGCACACCAACCUAUCAGCAACUGAGCGAAGAAUUGAAGACUGCCAUUUCCAGCUGCCUGAAACAUGACUUCAAUCCCAACUAUCCAGUCGGUCCACCGUACAUCGUCGACUUCACCCGACAGAAUCUAAACGUGUGUGUGAACGUGUUGAUCACAAUGGAGGCGUAUUUGUAUAGAGUUAAUGAUCUCCAGUUGCUGGCUGAUAAGUUGAUUGCUUUGGAAACUCUGCAGGGCCUACCUCGAUCCGUUUUGUACUGCGAAAUAUUGAGGUCGAGUUUUUUGGGCCUAUUGGACAAUGACGUCAUUCCUGAGGACAUUAAAUGGUCAUCGUUUAUUUUUCUGAAGAUCCCGCAACUGUUCCAGAAGAUGGUAGCAACCAGCAAGAAGGACAGUGAAGACGAACAGAGUGAACUGUACCAAGGCUUGAAACUGCUUCUCGACAGUCAGAGUCUAUUCGUCAGCGUCGACUACAAAUGCAAAUGCUCAAGUAGUUUGCAGAGCCUGCUGAAUGAGUUAGUGAGGUAUUCACUGCUGAGCGAAGCGUCGUCGAAAGACAUCAUUUUUAGAAGACAGAAAGAUUGGAAUGCAUCUUCAUGCAACACCAUCAUCCAAUCUCUAACAAACGAAGCGCUCUUCUUGAUACAGAAGGCAGAACCAACUGCCACGACCAUACUGAAGUCUUUGGACAUAACGAAGAACCAGGACCUGCUGCUGAAUGUGAUGACUCAGAUGAUGUCUGGCAAAAGUUUUGAACUUAUUUCCUCGGCUGCUGGUGCCAUUGGCAAACUUCAGAAUUUCGUCAUGAAGCUCAUAAUCGUAAACGAGUCAUCGAAGACAGCAACAGGUGAGACAGGUAAGAACUCUCAAACAAGAGCUGCUCUCUUCGACAUUUCAUUCCUUAUGCUCUGCCACAUUGUCCAAUUUUUCGGCAUAGAGAUCAUAUCUUCAUGUCCUGAAGGCAGCAAUUCAUUCUUCUUUCAAUGGGCCACAAGAUGUCUACCAGACAAACAUGACCAGUUCAAGUUAAGCAGCCUGCAAAUGAAUUCUGAUCCAUUCAAAGUUGAGUUUGUAUUGUCUCAACUGACUGGUCCAGAGUUUAAGACUAGUCUUGUAAAGUGGAAUGAGAUGUGCUGCAACAGCCCACAAGCCAUUCAGGAAAGCCUCGUUCUUUGGGAGUACAACAUUAUUGAUGAUGAGCUUAUGAGGCAAAUUCUGGACUCUGCAAAAGGCACAAUGUGCUGUUUGAUGGUGGUCAUUGCCACCUGGCUCUGCUCUCUCUACAACGUCAGCGGCGAAGAUAGGCAGCAGAGAUGCUGCAAAAUGUUGGCUCAAUUGUUGCAGCCUCGAAACCCAUCAGACUCCGUUGUGAAUUUUUCCGAGAGAAAUCAACUUGCCAAAGAGUUUGUUUACUACGUAGCUGAUCUAACCCUGCCGCCGUCAGCGCUCAGCAACAUCGCCAACAUGUUGCAACAGAAACAACAACUCAACGGCAACACUACACUUCCCAAUCACCAACCGCCAUUUGGCAAAAGAUUUUUGUUGCAGCAGACUCAACCGCAGCAAUACUCGCACACCAUAUUUACACUGAAAGAAAAAAUUCUAGCCUGCCAUGAACUGCCUAAAUUGUUUAGCCAAACUUUGAACUCUGCUUAUCGCAAAAAUUCGAUUGGAGUUCGAGACCUGUUGCAUUUGAAAGAAAUUUAUCGUGUAGCUGGUUCUCAAUGGUUCAUCACUCAAAUGGUUAAGGACAUAACAAAACUGGAUAAGCCUGAAGAUGUGGAAAGGCUUGUAUGUCUCUACCAUUCCCUCUGCCACUUAGAUAUGAAAUCCCUGACAGUCAACUUAAUUGACAAGGUCAUCCCUAAUAUAAUGACGUCAUCAUGUCAUUUGAAGUCCUUGAUGGAUCCUUGGGGCACGGGUAUCGCAAAGUUGUGCACACUCAAUGUGGCCACUCUUUACAAGAUGGCCACACGUAAAGUUGGUGUGACGGACGGAGAUAGCAGUGGCAGCAAUGAUAAGAAAAGACCCUGGAAUGACAGCACGUCAGAUGACAACAUGGAAACUCCCAGCAAGAUAAAAAAAGAAGCAGCUUCUCAGGAUGUUAACAAUAAAAACUACAGUAGCAAUGCUGGCGCCGGUUUCAAUGCAUUGAGUUUGACAGAUGAUUUCCUCUUUUCGGACCAAAGAGAAAUAACUCCAAUGAACGAUUCACCGCCGUCAUCGUCUACUUCCCCCUCCUCAUCGUUCCUGGAUGACCUGUCCGAUUCAUUAGCUUGCAUGUUCCUGAUGUUCCAACCAUGCGUGACGGGCACCUUGAUAUGUCCACGAACCGGUUUCGCGCUGGCAUUCAUUAAAGAAUCCUUGAAACUUGACAGGGAUUGUGCGCAGUUCAUCCUACAUAACCUGCCUUCGUCCAUGGUUCCGCAGCUGAUGAGGUACUUAAAUUCAGACAUCACACCUCACCACAUCUUCACAAUGGUCAAACGGGAUUCACCUAGUUGGAAGUACACAAUCUCCAGGGCUCUCCAUAAUUACUCACAUUACAAACAACAACAACUGCAAUUGUAAGGAAAAAAAGAAGGUAGUUGAUGACAGAGCAAAAGAGAAUGCAACUGACUAAACAGAAAUAAAGAUCACAACAUUGCAUUGUACCAUUUUGCUUCUGUUUAUACAAUUCAUCAUGUUCAUGUGUAGAUAAUAAUAAAUGUAACAAUUUCUUAAGAAUCUCCUUCCAAGAACACAUUUACAAAUAAUAAUUCAUGCAAAUACUUCUUUCAUACAUACAUACAUUCAUUCAUUCACUCAUUCAUUCAUACAUUCAUUCAUUCAUUCAUUCAUAUCUUUAUGAGUCUUUAAAUAAAUUUCAAAAUUUUUAAAA
Molecule: messenger RNA, 3508 nt
Organism: Helobdella robusta
Lineage: Eukaryota; Metazoa; Annelida; Clitellata; Rhynchobdellida; Glossiphoniidae
Exons: 23
Coding region: 1-3198 (1065 amino acids)
Cellular component (GO): mediator complex
Molecular function (GO): transcription coregulator activity
Source: RefSeq, a predicted model, not a curated record